Messenger RNA from Pocillopora verrucosa, 3669 nucleotides. RefSeq names its product endosome/lysosome-associated apoptosis and autophagy regulator family member 2. Gene Ontology annotation, cellular component: membrane. The record is from RefSeq and is a predicted model, not a curated record. Lineage: Eukaryota; Metazoa; Cnidaria; Anthozoa; Scleractinia; Pocilloporidae.
UCUGAAAGUUUAAUUGCUCGUGACAGCUCCAGACAAAAGAGGCCAGAAACGCAGUACGCAUACCACAUUUUGCCACAAAAUGGCGCUUACUACGUUAUUUGAGUGGUUUGGCUAUGUAUUGUGUUUUCUGACUAUCCUCCCGUCAGCGCAAUGUCGCAACUGUACUAAGGAUGACUUCAAGCCUUACAUAACGCCCUGUGACAUAAACACACAAACUCGUUCAAUCGUCUAUUACCUCAAUACAAAUUGCAAAGGAGGUGUAGCUCCUCUGGCUCCACAUGCAAAUAUACCCUGUGAUUGCCCUAAAGGAAGAGGACUUUCUGGAAGCCUCAGCUCUACUAACUGUACACCAUGUGAAGUUGGAUCCUAUGGGCCAGGGGGAGAAAUCAUCAACAACUGGAAAAACUGGACUAAGAAUGGUACUGUGCCCCCAGAAGGAUCAGGCAUUGUUACAUUCUGUGAAGCUGAACGUCAAUAUGUUCAGCCUUGUCGCCCAUGGAAAGUAAGCGCUGAUGAAUAUACCAUUAACUCAGGGGAUAAUUCAUUAACACGAUGUAUGUCAUCUGUCUUGCUUAUGACAAAGAAGUUUGUUAUGAGUGUCAGUCAAGUUAGUUUUGAGUAUCGUGUAGACAGUCGAAACUGCAGGGGGCCUGGCUACUUAGGGUGCGACGGUUUGGCAUUUUUUGUGGAUAACAAGGAACUGCUGACAUACAGUGGAAACAAAUUCAAUUGGGUCAACGUUACAUACAAUUUGACAAAGGGAACUCAUACACUUAAAUGGGUCUAUCGCAAAAGGUGCUUUAGUUUUGGAACAUAUUCCUACAUAGACAAGGCCUUCAUCCGAUCCAUAAUGUUGGUUGGCAAUGAAGAACCAGAUGUGAGAUGUAAGAAAUGUCCACCAGGUUUUUUCAGUACUAAAAAAAAUUCUGCAAGUUGUACGUCAUGCUCAUAUUUCCAGUAUCAAGAUAAGGAAGGCCAGAGCAGGUGUAAGACUUGUCCAGAAAACACAUAUGCUAUGCCAGGUGCAUCACGAUGUAUUCCUCUACUAAACUGCACUUCUGAUGAUAUCAUUGCUGCUCCAGGAGAUGUGAAUUCAUGCUCAUGUGAAACAUCACCAAAUGGUUUUGAGUGUAAAACAACAGUGCAGCCUGAAUAUAUCAAAGUUCAUGUUGCAAAUGUCAGCGAUCCCAGGCGUCUUUGCGAUCCAGCAGGGAAUCCCAGUCUUAAACCAAUUCCGCAUUAUCAAUGUAAAUGCGAGGGUGGGUUUGAGAUCGUGAAUGGAACCGGAGGAAAGCUGCAGUGCAAACCGUGUGAAACUGGGUUCAAGUCACGUGGAGUCAAAUGCGAGACCUGUGAGGCCGGUCAUGUGGCGUUGCCAGGGAAACAUUAUAGUGUCUGGAGAAACAACACACUACCUGAGGGGUUCACCGCUAAUUGUGUCGGGGAUUGCGCUGUGAAGCGUGGCUGGAUACCUUCUGGUCAUGUAAUCCGAACAGCACGUGUUGUUGGAAAUGUGCGUACUUAUCUGCAGUCAUCAGAAUUUACAUUGGACUCCGAGUUAGCGAAAAUCGCUUUUAACUGCUCCAUCACCUGUAAUGUGACUGGUGUUUCACAAAAAUCUAUGCCAGGGGAACAUCUCGCUAACAUCCAAGACUGUAACUUAGUAUUUCAAGUUUGGAGUAACAACACGAUUGUGGACGAACUAAACUGCACGCGUCCUAAGGGAAGAUAUUUCUACAGGCAUGAAAAUAAACGUGACGGCAGAGUUAUUAGACAUGUUUACCCGCUCAAGAAAGGACGCUUUUCCUUCAGAUGGGUUUUCAUCCAACAAGACGAGACACGAAUGCUUUCCACUGCUUUUGAAGGAAAGCUCUACAAUAUUAGUGUACUUGGGGUGCAGAACGGAACAGCCAAGAACUGCACAGCAUGCCCAGCGGGGUACCAUAGUAACCCAGGCAACACUGAUUGCACAAUAUGUCCAAACGGAACCAGCAGUCCACUUGGAGCAAAAAGUUGUAUAUCCUGCAAAGAAGGAACCUUUGCUGCUGCGAAGGGAAGUUCGCAGUGUCUUCCGUGCGGUCAAAACACGAAAUCGCUUCCAGGUAAAGAUGGCUGUGACACGAACAACUGUAUGUUCAAGCCUGCGGAUGAUGUCGUGUAUGACCUCAGUAAACUCUCCCGCCCUGGAGGGCCGAUGAUUGAAGCACUGUUCUAUCGCCCAAGUUUACCUUGGAGACCACGACGUUUGAGCAUUUGGCCUUACCCCAGAGCUAUUUACUUCAAUCUCUGUACCCUUGAUCAUGACAACUCUUCGUGUGUUUACCGUAAUCGGGUAACCAGAGUGCACACUCCCCGGCCUGUGAUGUCGUGCAGGUCGUCGUGGUUUACAUAUGACACAGAUUUAGGCUCCGUGAUUGGCUACCGAAAAAAAUCCGACGUCAAAUCGGGUUUGUUCGUGGACCUGCUGAACGGGGACGAAUGUUACCAGAGAUACGGAAACACGCGCUAUCAGACCACCCUCGACCUCAGGUGUGACGUAAGAGCGGGUGUCGGUAACCCAGCCCCCGAAAACAAUUACACGAGCCCGAUGCGCGGUGGCUGUAAAUUCUACUUCGUGUGGAAGUCGUUGUACGCAUGCCCAAAAUGCCGUGACAGUGAUGUGAAUAGAAUUAUCGGCGAAUGCAUCAACGGAAUGCGUAAUGUGACCUACGUACGCAAAGUGCCUUGCUGGAGGCCUGGGAAUGAUUCGGGGCUUCCAACGACUAAUGCAACAGAAAAAUGCGAGACACCGACGUCGACUGUUAUAGUAACUGUCAAAGUGAAGGAAAAUGGUACAGUGGCGUAUCAAGUACUAAAAGAAAACAAAGCCAAUAUAGCUUUGAUUGGUGUAGGAGUCGUCAUUAUCGUUAUCCUGGUGGGUGUGGCAGCAUUCUUUGUGUACAAGCAUCGAGCGUUGAAGUAUCGUUAUUACGGCAUGUUGGCGAGAAACAAACCCAUGAGCCGCCUUGAGGAAGAAGACGAAAGUAAUUUUAUCCACGACGAUGAGCUAGCACAACCCUUCGAUGAGAUGUCACCAAGUGUGAAGACCUAGACAACUUCGUAUAUUCAUCCCUUUAGCCCACUCCAUGACUGAAAGUUUACAUUUUUUUGAAUGCAGUGUUAUUUUGAUGCUGAGUCACUUAGACUGGUUUUUCCCUCUUAAUUAGUGUGCUCAAGAAACCAUAUAAUUUUCACCUCUGCCUUUAAAAUCUCCACCUGGCUACGGGCAAAACUACUCUGGUUAUCGCAACAAACCAUUUUUUGAUUCAAGCAGGUCUUUUUCUGAAACUUCUUAUUGUUAAAACAUAUCGCCAAGAGAUGGAUCAAAGGGAAAAGAGGCUUAAUUACGUCAUGGAUGAGCGGCCAAGCUGUUAAGCACGAUUCAAAAUGGCGACGGUCAGUCGUGUAAUUUCAUCUCAAGUUUUUAAUGGCGGAUAUGAAAAUUAUAUCGUAUCUGAAGUAUGUUCCUUCAUUAAUGAAAAAGACAAGCUCAAGAUUUAUAUGGGUGGGUAGUGGUCGAGGGACAAAAGUUUCAAUAACUAUUCUCAUAAGCGGCUGCCAAUGAAAUAAUGUUAAAGGUGGGUUUGCCCGAAAAGGAGCCGUAAGGGGGAUCCUGAGGAUAAGGAGACG